AUCAGCUGUAGGAAAUGAUAUUUCGUUUCGGUCAUGUGCCCUGUAACAUCCAAUCAUAUGGCUCCUUUUCGUCAGGUAUCAUUUAUUCAUAAUUCAUGUAAUUUGUGUACUCCGGAAAAUCUGUAUUGAUAUUUUCAGGAUAAAGACAAGGACAUUUGUCAACGGUGGCUAUGGAUGACCAAAUAAUAGAUUUAGAAGAAAUCGUUGAAAAACAAGCAUGGGAUUUAUAUAUGAGCAGUAGGAAGAAAGGAUUUCCAAAGAAACGAAAAGAAUUGAAUUUAGUUUUUGACUGGUCUGGAGUGUCUUUUGUAACAGAACAGCCAACUUAUUCACAGACAGGAAACGCACAUUUUGAAUCGAACGUUAUAUUUAGGUCGGUCUUCGAAAAUCAAAGUGCUAAUAAGCAGGAACAUUCUCUUAAAGCAGAGCGCCAGACAGUUGCGGAAUGUAAAAGUACACUGUCAAAGGGCUACACGACAAGUUUAAAUAUGGGUCUAGAAAUAGGGGCACCAGAGGAAAUAGCAAAGGCUUCAAUAGGAUAUUCUAGAGGAUAUGAGGUGGUUAACGGUAGAGAGACCACUAACCAGAAAACAUUGACAUGGUCAAGUGAGGGAACACUUACUGUCCCAGAACAUUCAAAUCUGACAGCUGAAAUUCAUAUCAAGGAAAAGCAGUGUGGAUACACAUUUAAAUCUCGUACCGCCAUACGUGGAACAGUUGUAGUGAAUUUUUACAGUAGGAGGGACAAUAACAAAUAUCUAAUGGUAUUCACAGGAGAUAUGAAAGACGUUCUUUUAGAUGAUAAAACUAUACCGGACUUAAAGACCGAGGGACGGACAGUGUUUAUUGAUAUAGAGGGAAGCUGUGAUUUUAAGUUUGGGAUUGAACAACAGAUUGUUAUAUCGUAGAUUCAUAUCGUAGAUUCAUAUCUUUUUAUAUGCAUUUAUAAUUGCCAUCGUUGUGUAUCGAAGUGUUCAGGAAAAAUUUGACUUGAUUAUGAACCAGAGCUCUUAUACUAAUUCGGAGCCGACAUGCAUUUACUGUUGUAACCGGGCUGUGAUUUUCUAAUGACUUUAGUGAUCGUCAUGCAGACAUUUUUUUUACAAAUAAGUUUUACAUAUAUAUUAUUAUUAGGCUUAUAUUACUCAGUCUACCCAUAGUACCGUUUUCUAUAUAUAAAAAAUCA
This is a messenger RNA of Mytilus trossulus (common blue mussel), 1186 nucleotides long. RefSeq lists its product as uncharacterized. Bases 171 to 908 code for a protein of 245 amino acids. NCBI's taxonomy places the organism in Eukaryota, Metazoa, Mollusca, Bivalvia, Mytilida, Mytilidae. The transcript is spliced from 2 exons. The record is from RefSeq and is a predicted model, not a curated record.